Molecule: messenger RNA, 495 nt
Organism: Meloidogyne enterolobii
Lineage: Eukaryota; Metazoa; Nematoda; Chromadorea; Rhabditida; Meloidogynidae
Source: the annotation of a GenBank genome assembly
AUGGAAAAGUUGGUUUAUGAGUACGAAUCACGCAUUCGCCAAUUUGUUAAUGCCCAACGCAGUCAAGAACAAUUACUUGAAAGACUGACUGAAUCUGAAUCACAAUUGGAUAAAACGCAAUCACAAUUGGCUCACAUGGAAAGACUACAACGUACACAAUCUGCUAUAGGAGAAACUUGGGAAGCUCAAUACCGAACCGCUCAGUCUGAAUUGGAGGGUAUUAGGGAUGAAAAUGCUGCUUUAAAGAGUCGGAUCCGAAGGCAGAAGAAGCAAAUUGAAUUGCUUACACAAGAAAAUGAAUUAUCUGAAAGAGUAAUUGAACUUGAGAAUAAUGUUGGGAGAGUACAAAAUCGUCUUCAAAGUGACAAAUCUGUGAGUGAAAGUUGCACGGAACAUGCAAAUGGUUUUUAUGUAGCAAAAGAAGAACAGAAAAAUUCUGGAAUAUUUGUAGAGGAAGAAAGAGGAAGUGAAGUACCUAUAUUUACCUACUUUUAA